This is a messenger RNA of Halichondria panicea, 3745 nucleotides long. RefSeq lists its product as uncharacterized. The record is from RefSeq and is a predicted model, not a curated record. Bases 270 to 3641 code for a protein of 1123 amino acids. The transcript has 20 exons. NCBI's taxonomy places the organism in Eukaryota, Metazoa, Porifera, Demospongiae, Suberitida, Halichondriidae.
UCAUAGGUCUCUUACCUGAUGUGGAGAUCUUUACAUGUAGUUGUCCAAGUGUCUAGCUCUGUGUCAGUCAAGAUAAUCUCUCUGAGAGGUGUGGCUAUGAAUUUGUUAGGACAGCUCUUGCAGAAAAUGGGGGAGGGGCUGCUUUGGUGCAGUGGUUGCCAAGGUCAUUAUCAAGACCACUGGACUAUAGCUAAGCUAGCUAGCUAGCUAGCUGUGCACUGACUUGUGAUUAAACUUCUUGGAUCUCAAUUUGAGAGGAGGCUUCACUGAUGUUUAGUUGUGAAUCUUACUUCUACAAUCAGAAGAAGGCAAAGAGGCACAGACGUCUGAGGAUUAUCGACGACUCUUACUCAGUUUACGGUGGUGAUCGAGGGACAGUAGUCACCUUUCGAGGGAAGCACAACUCAGACACUGAAAGUACUGCCGGAUUUGCCCCCAGGCCAAAUUACAUCAGACGACCUUCGACUGGUAUCAUUCGACCAGGCUCUAGCCGAGGCAGACAAGUUGUUAUAGACCCCACUGCAAGCAUUUUGCCACCUGUUGACUCCUCAGGGCCAAGGCUAGUUGCAGCUGUUGAAGAAGUUUUUGCUGCUAGUGAGAUUCGUCACACCGACGAGAAGCUUGAAUUUCUGAAAGAAGUUGAACAGAAAGUAACUUCUUCCCAAAGAAAAAGAAACGAUUGGAAUAUCAGUGAAGCUAAAUUUGCAUCGAGCUCUAUUCUCUCCCGUCUCUCAAAGCAUCUUUAUUUGGUAUCCGAGGAUUUUGAAGUGACUUUGUCUCUUGACUUGGUGGACGAGCUCAACAGACAGUACGAGCAUCUUGUCGAGAAUACGGUUGUUGAAAAACGCCGGUGGCAGACAGAUUGCUACCAAGACUUUCCAUCAAAGAACAAGCUACCGUUUCUAACCUCUGUUCCUGACAACCCAAAGACUAUAGAUAAUGCAAAUACUGUUGUUGGUAAAUUAGUUCGCAAGCAGCAAAAAGAGCAAGAGAAACGUGUUCAAUUGAAGCAGAAACCUCGAGUGAACAAAAUGUCUUCUCCUGAAAGGCCAAUGACAGCUCGAAGUAUUAUGUCCAACUAUUCCAUCAAAUCAGACAUUAGCCAACUGUCAGAUGAUGGACGAGAGUCUCGUAACGACUAUGACCUGCUUCCGGCAGAGUUGAGGCCGACCAUACUGCAUUAUAGGAGAGAGAGCACCACCCCCAAACUGAAAACAGUCCGAACCAGUACGGCCACAAGGCUUGAGAAAAUGAAAAAGCUAAGAACAGUGGAUACAAUGUCGUCUAAGCACAAAAAAAAAAAAGCAAAAUUCCAAGUUGAAAAAGAAACAGGUGAAAAUAUCCUUGAGGAAGAAUCAUCUGACAAAGAAGACAACUCUCCAGCUAAGCCUGCUAAACCCUUAGAGUUCCGACUCUCUGCUCCUCUUGAAGAAGACUGGAUAGUAGCGCCGGGAGAUUCUGAAGACCCUGAGGCAAACACACUACGAUUGUGGGAGAAGCAGCUGAAGGAGCUCAUGAGAAGCAGGCAAGAGGAGAAGAUAGUAGCCAAACAGAAAGGUCAAGACGGUCCAUUAGUUGUCAAGUUCUACAAUGACCCUCAAAUGAGGUCACUGCGAACCAAAGGUCAUCAAAGAGCAGCCACCUUCCCAAUGCCCAGUUUCUUUAGUAAACUCCCUCCGAGUGUGGCCAGUUUCUCCACCCCCACUCCAAACGAUGCCCUACUGAUUGGGGAGGGGCUCAAAGUGUUCGUCCUCACACUGCCUGACGGCUCUGGCUAUUGCAACUACCAUUCAGGACGUGUGGCUAUCUCCAUGAGCAGACAUAGUGUUGCAACUAAAGGCAUCUACACACUAGUCUAUGAAGACAGGGAGGGGAGUCCACUGAUCGCCUAUUUCACUCCGUCUGGCAGUGGGGGCUGUUACCAUCACAACGGGGGACUGCGUAUGCUCUAUGACAAGGAGGGCGGGUCACUCUUUGAUGAGGAUGGCCAUGUGUCACGGAAAUGGAGCUGGCCUACGGAUGGACUCAACAUGCCAGUAACAGUCAACCUUCAGGUGAAUGCCAACAUGUCUAUCUCCUGCACAUCGCUCACGUCAGUCACACUGAGGUUUUCCUGCAGAGGGCAAAGCCACAGGUACUCAAUGAACACAGCAGACACUCUGGAGACAUCGGCCCCAAUUAAUCUUGCUCAAGGGAAGAUGCAAACUGAUAUGUUCUUCUACUCCAAGUUUGCUAUGGAUCAUUCAGAGGAGCAGCUUGCCACUGUAGAUGACAGAAGGGAAGCAUUCAAGAAAAAGUCCACUCGCAAAUCAAUGAAUUCCCCACCCCCGGAACUGGAGGACAAACCUGCCAGAGAGCUCAUUGUGUACAAAGAGAAGAUCAAAGGCGUUGUUGAUGGCUGGAUGGACCAUUAUCGAGAGUGUAUUGGAAUUGCCCUCCCUAAACGGCUGCUCUCAAGCUCUAAACAAGACGCCAGUAGCAUAUCUUCCAGAGACUUUGGCUCAUCUUUGGGCAUGGACCGUGGCCGACAAGUUAAGACCUCAAUGGGAUUUUAUCCAAAAGAGAGCACUUCCCGGCCAUCCUCCAGACACACUCGCUCCUACACCCACCCCUUCCCAUCUCCUAGCAACUCGCGCUCACCCAGCCCUCUACUCCAGUUUGGCCUGCCUACUCUCAAGGGCUCUGCCAAUGGACGACGAAGCACCUCCCCCCAACAUGCUCUAUCAACUCCUUACAAGAAUAUUCGAAGCAGAACUUCACCCGAGCCAUUGAAGCCUUUCAAAGCCGGGAUCAGUAAACCAAAGCUGACGUUAGUGAGGAACUCCACUGGAUGUCCUGUUGGUCUCCGCAAUAAAGUAUUGAAGAACCUGAAAUCAACACCACGUUGCAAAUGCGAUAAGAGACACAUUCCAUACUUAUUUGACUUGGAGUACGAUAGCUUCCUCCUCUCUCAAGUACCAAAGUCUCAGCUCAUUGUCAUCUGUGUCCUCUCUAGUGUAGUUGAGAACUCUUGUCCUUGUGAGCCGAUGUUGGACGCCCUCUAUUGCACAGUCAAUAGGAACAGGUUCUCCCCAUGCAAUCAGUGCUCUAUGGAUGAGUAUCGACUGCUCAAGUACGAUGUGUGUCAAGUCCUGAGGAGGGAGGGGGUUUCCAAGGCAAUGCUGACAGAGAGACACAAUGCAACUCCUGGCACUUUCCUGAUGUACAUGGGGAGCAAGCUGGUAUUUGCUGACCGAAUCUUCAAUGGCUACGGCACGGCAAGGAAGGACUUUAUGAAGCAGGUUCACAAGAGCAUUCAAGAUGGCAAAAUGGGGAGAUGUCUUCCCGAUGACUUCAAGUUGUCUCGUCACCAUGGAAACAAGAUACAGAGCAGAAAUGCUUGGGCCUACCCUGUCUCUGGUGUCAUGCAAGAUCUGAUUCCAUUCACUCCCGAGUCCAGUUCUAGUUCCAUGUCAAGACACUCUGUGACUGAUGUCACUGACGAUAAAUUUGAGGACACAUUUACCGGAACGUCUUUUGCAGAUAUGUCGUACGGAGGAGACUUGCAGCUGUCACUCAACAACUCCGAGUUCAACUCCCGCUCACAGUCCAGAGUUAGUCUGGCCGACUCUAUAGCAUCGGUUAGGGCUAACUAUCUAUAAUUAAGCUUUUGCAUUAGAAUUGAAUUGCUCGUAUAUUUUUUAUUUUAAUGAAUUUUUGAAUGUACAUCAAUUUUAUAUCAAACACAAAGAUGCAUUAAUUUUAC